AUGGAAUACAUCCCUAACACCGAUGGGCUAAUGCGCUCUACCUUGCGCGACACCAUCCGUCGUCUUCACCGCGUGCGUGCCAAAGCUGGCGCCAGUGAUGAGCGCGAGAACCAAGAGAGCUCGGGUGACCCCUUCCAAGACUUGACGAAUGCCUUCAUUCAGGCGGCCACACGGACCAAGAACAACAUCAACGAGCGCAACGAGGGCUGCCGACAACACGGACAGGACCACAUGGCCAUUCAGCAGUCCAACGAGAUUCGCAAAGACCUACGACAGAUGGAGGGAACACUGGUGGAGCUCCGCAAGUUAGUGGACGAGGCAGAGCACCGGCUGGCGAAAGAGAACCGGAAAAAGAAGCCCAAGGCAAGCAAGGUUCAGUUACUUGAGCGCAACUACGAGGGACGUCGCUCGCAGUACGACAACUGCGUCACCGCACUGCAGAACCUCCAGAACAUGGAUGCACAGCGCAUCGAGGUGGGUAAGGGGCAAAUCAACACCGCAGAGGAGAUGCAGCUGGGAAAGCGCGCUCAGCUACGCCAGCAGCUACUCGGCAUGCGGCGAAAAGAUAACGGCAAUGGCGAGACCCUGAGGCCUGGCGAUGUGGAGUUGGUUGACAACACAACUGGUGGUGGCCGGCUUCAGGACAACGAGACAACCAAGGAACAGAUGCAGACCAUCGCGGCACAGGACGCAAAGAUCGAAGCAGGGCUCAGUCGCCUUAAGGAGGGCGUUGGCCGCUUGCACGAUUUAGCCAUUCAAAUUGGCUCUAGGAUUGACAUACAGAACGAGAUGCUGGAUAAAUCGGAGCAGACCAUGGACAAGAAUACCCAGCAGCUCCGCGCCGUAGAGCGGCGGCUCAAAAAGUUCAUAAAGGAGACGCGCCCCAUGAACUGUUUCCUGUAUCUUUGUUGUGUCACCCUCAUCAUCGCUCUCGUCGGUUUUUUCCUUGUGCAGUUCCAGGUCAUUUGA
Messenger RNA from Leishmania braziliensis MHOM/BR/75/M2904, 969 nucleotides. RefSeq lists its product as hypothetical. The transcript has a single exon. Lineage: Eukaryota; Euglenozoa; Kinetoplastea; Trypanosomatida; Trypanosomatidae. The record is from RefSeq and is a predicted model, not a curated record. Bases 1 to 969 code for a protein of 322 amino acids.